GCACCUGUUUCCGGACGCGCUGAGCGCUGCUUCCCGCCUCUCUGGGGUCUCCGCGGGGUGUCCGAGCCAGCGCGGCCGCUGUCCCUCGCGAUGGGCAAGAAGGGCAAGAAGGAGAAGAAGGGCCGCGGGGCGGAGAAGACAGCAGCCAAGAUGGAGAAGAAGGUGUCCAAGCGUUCGCGGAAGGAGGAGGAAGACCUGGAGGCCCUCAUAGCCCAUUUCCAGACACUAGAUGCCGAGAAAACUCAGAUUGUGGAAACGCCGUGUUCCCCACCUUCACCAAGGUUAAAUGCCUCCCUUUCUGCUCAUCCUGACAAAGAUGAAUUAAUUCUUUUCGGAGGUGAAUAUUUCAAUGGCCAAAAAACUUUUCUGUAUAAUGAGCUUUACAUCUACAACAUCAGGAAGGACAGCUGGACUAAAGUUGACACCCCCAGCCCACCUCCCAGGCGCUGUGCCCACCAGGCGGUGGUGGUGCCUCAAGCUGGUGGACAGCUGUGGAUCUUUGGAGGGGAGUUUGCCUCUCCCGACGGAGAGCAGUUCUACCACUACAAGGAUCUCUGGGUCCUGCAUUUGGCCACCAAGUCCUGGGAACAAGUCAAAUCAACAGGGGGUCCUUCAGGUCGGAGUGGACACCGGAUGGUGGCCUGGAAGAGACAUUUAAUCCUCUUUGGUGGCUUCCAUGAGAGUACAAGGGACUACGUCUACUACAACGAUGUGUUUGCCUUCAACCUGGACACACUCACGUGGAGCAAGCUGUGCCCAUCAGGGAUGGGACCUACACCUCGGUCGGGGUGCCUGGUGUCGGUCACGCCACAGGGCAGCAUUGUCAUCUAUGGGGGCUACUCGAAACAGAGAGUCAGGAAGGAUGUGGACAGAGGCACACAGCACUCGGACAUGUUCCUGCUGAGGCCUGGGGAGGGCAGAGAAGGCAAAUGGGAAUGGUCUCGGGUCAACCCUGCUGGCGUGAAGCCCACUCCAAGGUCUGGGUUUUCAGUGGCCAUGGCCCCAAAUCACCAGACGCUGCUCUUUGGGGGUGUCCGCGAUGAGGAGGAUGAGGAGAGCCUGGAAGGUGACUUCUUCAAUGACCUGUACUUCUAUGAUGCCACCAGGAACCGCUGGUUUGCGGCACAACUAAAGGGACCCAAGAUGGGGAAGAGACGUCGCCGGCGGGGCAAGAAGGCUGGGCCUGCAGAAGCCGACGAACCGGCCUGUGGGGCAGCCAGUGUGGUGCCCCUGGAGGUGGUCACAGAGGUGGCUUCGGAGGAUGGGACAGUGGUCACCAUCAAGCAGGUGCUUGGCGACCCGCAGCCUUCUGGACGGCCACCUCCUGAGGAUGAAGACAGUCCUGAGGAAGCCAGCAGCCCCAUGGUGGAGCCGAGCCCACGUUCCAGCGCCAUGCUGGCAGUGAAGCAUGGAGUGCUGUAUGUCUAUGGGGGUAUGUUUGAGGCAGGCGACCGCCAGGUCACCCUCAGCGACUUGUACUGCCUUGACCUGCACAAGAUGGAGGAGUGGAAGGCUUUGGUGGAGAUGGACCCAGACACUCAGGAGUGGCUAGAGGAGGAGACAGACUCUGGUGAGGACAGUGACCAGGCCGAGAGUGGGGAGGAGGACAGCUCGGAGGACAGCAGCGCUGAGGAUGGAGGUGAGCAGGAGCACCCAGGGGCGGCGCCCAGCACGCAGUUUGCUGACUACCUGCCCAGGACGGAGGUACACUGGGCGAAGCUGGCCCGGGACAGCAUGGGGCCUGAUGCACAGGAGCAGGAGGUGCUGAGAGCAACCCAGGCCACGGUGAAGGCUUUCUCUGAUUCUUGUAAGACCCUGCGCAAGGCCGUGUGGGGUGUUGAGUGCAGCUGAUACCCUCAGCUUUGUGGUGUCUAAAUAAAUCGGACUUGAAAGGAG
Molecule: messenger RNA, 1896 nt
Organism: Otolemur garnettii (small-eared galago)
Lineage: Eukaryota; Metazoa; Chordata; Mammalia; Primates; Galagidae
Gene: KLHDC4
Product: kelch domain containing 4
Exons: 12
Coding region: 91-1851 (586 amino acids)
Molecular function (GO): protein binding
Source: RefSeq, a predicted model, not a curated record